Messenger RNA from Erpetoichthys calabaricus (reedfish), 823 nucleotides. RefSeq names its product nucleotide-binding oligomerization domain-containing protein 2-like. Lineage: Eukaryota; Metazoa; Chordata; Cladistia; Polypteriformes; Polypteridae. The transcript is spliced from 4 exons. The coding region runs from base 31 to 486 and encodes 151 amino acids. Gene Ontology annotation, molecular function: protein binding. The record is from RefSeq and is a predicted model, not a curated record.
AGUAAGGAGCUUCUGCUGAGGUUUAUUUUGAUGACCGAUGAGAACAACACAAGCAGGAUCAUCUCGCUUGGCAGAGCCAUUGGCAGUACCAUUGAUCUGAGUGGCACCAGUCUGUCAGCAGACACCUGCAGAUCGCUGGCCAUUGUGAUCAACUACACUGAAGAGGACUGUGAGGUGGACUUAAGCAACUGCAGCCUUUCUACUGAGUGCAUCGAGCGACUGUCUGCAUGUCUACACAAAAUACGAGGCUUGGAUGUUUCAAACAACAAUCUAAAUGAUGAAGCCACUCAAAUACUUGCAUCGACUCUCAGCCAAGGGGAUUCACUCCACGUCAUUGACCUGAGCAGCAACAACAUCACGGAUGCUGGAGCAGCAAAAAUUCACGAUGCUCUGAAUGGCAAAUCCAAUCUGAAAGUUGUGAGAAUCUACAAUAAUAAAAUAUCAAACUGUGCCAUCUUUGGGAAGGACCCUCGUUAUGAGAUCUGAUGACUGAAGACUGCUGUAUUGGGGUGACAAAGAGAGUUUUUUUUACAGUUUGUUAAAUAAGACUUGCAAAAUUUAAAUUUGUGUGAAAGAAAGAAAGGGUUAUAAGAUUUAGCUUGUAAUUGAAUAAAAUAUGUAAACAGGAAUGUGGCGCUCAUAAGGAGAUGCUAAUACUACAUUAACAAUGUAAGUAACAGGAGAUGAACAUGGUGGGCUGGCUUAGGCAGCAUGUUAGUCAAAUCAAAUCAAAAUCUUUAUUGUCAUUGUAGCAAUGAGACAUUGUACAACGAAAUUUAGGUGCAAUUUUAAUAUGCAAAAAUAAAAUAAAAACAAAACACAA